Arabidopsis lyrata subsp. lyrata is the source of this 1935-nucleotide messenger RNA. RefSeq names its product pentatricopeptide repeat-containing protein At5g06540. NCBI's taxonomy places the organism in Eukaryota, Viridiplantae, Streptophyta, Magnoliopsida, Brassicales, Brassicaceae. Gene Ontology annotation, molecular function: zinc ion binding; protein binding; RNA binding. The transcript has a single exon. Bases 17 to 1891 code for a protein of 624 amino acids. The record is from RefSeq and is a predicted model, not a curated record. Gene Ontology annotation, biological process: RNA modification.
GCUCUUUUUGCCGAGAAUGAGUAACAUUGUGCUCAACACACUUCGUUUCAAACACCCGAAGCUUGCAUUGCUCCAAUCCUGCUCUUCCUUCUCCGACCUCAAGAUCAUCCAUGGCUUUCUCUUACGAACCCAUCUCAUCUCCGACGUCUUUGUUGCCAGUCGUCUCCUCGCUCUCGCUCUCUGCGUUGACGACUCCACCUUCCACAAACCCACCAAUCUCUUGGGAUAUGCAUACGGAAUCUUCUCUCAGAUUCAAAACCCUAAUCUUUUCGUCUUCAACGUACUCAUUCGCUGCUUCUCCACUGGCGCAGAACCUAGUAAGGCUUUUGGGUUCUAUACCCAGAUGUUGAAAUCUCGAAUUUGGCCAGAUAACAUCACGUUUCCGUUUCUGAUUAAGGCGUCUACUGAGAUGGAGUGUGUGGUGGUGGGAGAGCAAACGCAUUCACAGAUUGUUAGAUUCGGAUUUCAGAAUGAUGUUUAUGUAGAGAAUUCUCUUGUUCAUAUGUACGCUAAUUGUGGGUUGAUCGCUGCUGCUGGUAGAAUCUUUGGGCAAAUGCCGUUUCGAGAUGUGGUUUCAUGGACUUCUAUGGUGGCUGGGUAUUGCAAAUGCGGGAUGGUUGAGGAUGCACGAGAGAUGUUCGAUGAAAUGCCUCACAGAAAUUUGUUUACUUGGAGUAUCAUGAUCAAUGGGUAUGCGAAGAACAACUGUUUUGAGAAAGCCAUUGACUUGUUCGAACUCAUGAAAAGGGAAGGAGUUGUUGCGAAUGAGACGGUUAUGGUGAGUGUGAUUUCGUCUUGUGCUCAUUUGGGUGCGCUUGAGUUUGGAGAAAGAGCACAUGAGUAUGUGGUUAAGAGUCACAUGACUGUGAAUCUUAUUCUUGGGACAGCUCUUGUGGAUAUGUAUUGGAGGUGUGGGGAAAUCGAGAAAGCAAUUCGCGUGUUUGAGGAGUUGCCUGACAAGGAUAGCUUGAGCUGGAGUUCGAUAAUCAAAGGUCUUGCGGUGCAUGGGCAUGCUCACAAGGCAAUUCAUUACUUCUCCCAAAUGGUUAGAUUAGGGUUUAGCCCAAGGGAUAUUACACUCACAGCGGUUCUUUCAGCUUGCAGCCACGGUGGGUUAGUUGAUAAAGGUUUAGAAAUAUAUGAGAACAUGAAAAGGGAUUAUGGGAUCGAGCCUAGACUCGAGCAUUAUGGUUGCAUUGUUGACAUGCUUGGCCGUGCUGGGAAAUUGGCCGAAGCUGAAAACUUUAUCCUUAAAAUGCCGGUGAAGCCAAAUGCUCCUAUAUUGGGAGCAUUGCUUGGAGCAUGUAAGAUUUAUAAGAACACCGAGGUCGCAGAGAGAGUAGGAAACAUGUUGAUAGAGGUGAAACCAGAACAUAGCGGUUACUAUGUCUUGCUCUCUAAUAUAUACGCCUGUGCAGGACAAUGGGAGAAACUCGAGAGCUUGAGAGACAUUAUGAAGGAGAAGCUUGUUAAAAAACCACCAGGGUGGAGCUUAAUAGAGAUUGAUGGGAAAAUAAACAAGUUCUCCAUGGGAGAUGAUCAGAAGCAUCCUGAAAUGGGUAAGAUCAAAAGGUUGUGGGAAGAGAUCUUGGGGAAGAUAAGAUUGAUAGGGUAUAAAGGAAACACAGGUGAUGCGUUUUUCGAUGUAGACGAAGAAGAGAAGGAGACUGCGAUUCAUAUGCAUAGCGAGAAACUUGCAAUUGCAUAUGGUAUGAUGAAGACUAAGACUGGUACAACCAUUAGGAUAGUGAAGAACUUAAGGGUAUGUGAGGAUUGUCACACUGCAACAAAGCUUAUCUCUGAGGUUUAUGGUAGAGAGUUUAUUGUAAGAGACCGCAACAGGUUUCAUCAUUUUAGAAAUGGAUUAUGUUCCUGCAGAGAUUAUUGGUGACAGUCUUUGUUUUAGUAGUUCUUGUAGCGUUUUUUUUUUUUUUU